Molecule: messenger RNA, 1035 nt
Organism: Nanorana parkeri
Lineage: Eukaryota; Metazoa; Chordata; Amphibia; Anura; Dicroglossidae
Product: keratin, type I cytoskeletal 14-like
Exons: 6
Coding region: 10-1035 (341 amino acids)
Molecular function (GO): structural molecule activity
Source: RefSeq, a predicted model, not a curated record
UUUGGUGGAAUGCCUGGAGGAAUUUCAGUUGGGGGGCAAAGAGGAGGCUUCAGCAACGGUUCCUUGGGUGCUUUCUCAUAUGGGGGAGGAGACGGUAUUCUUCAAGCUGGAGAAAAGGAAACCAUGCAGAAUCUUAACUCCCGCUUGGCCACCUAUAUGGACACAGUGCAUGCUCUAGAAGACUCUAAUGCAGAACUUGAGAUUAAGAUAACAAACUGGUAUGACACCCACAAACUUCCAAACGUUGAUUACACCAAAUAUUACAGCAUCAUUGAAGCACUGAAGGAUAAGAUCUUUUCUGCUACUUUGGCUAAUAAUCAUCUCACUGUGCAAAGUGACAAUGCUCGGCUGGCUGCGGAUGAUUUCAGAGUGAAGUUUGACAGUGAACGCUGCCUAUAUCAAGGUGUGGAAUCAGAUGCCAAUGGUUUACGUAAAGUUCUGGAUGACUUGACUUUGGACAAAUCCAGCAUUGAAAGCCAGAUUGAGAGCCUAAGAGAAGAACUUGCCUACUGCAAGAAAAAACAUGUAUUGGAGAUGAAGGACUUGCAAGGUGUCUCUGGUGAUGUGACAGUUCAGAUGGAUGCUGCUCCAGGUGUCAAUAUCCUGAAAAUCUUGAAUGACACUAGGGCUCAGUAUGAACAUUUGGCAGAAGAAAAUCGUAGAAAGGCGGAGGAAGAAUACUCCCAAAAGGUCUCCGAGCUGAAUUCUGAGAUAUCUCAUAGCAGUGAACAGAUUGAAUCAGUCAAGAGUGACGUUAUGGAUCUGAGACGUACUAUGCAGAAUAUGGAGAUAGAACUGCAGACACAGCUUGCAAUGAAAAACUCCUUAGAGAACUCAUUGGAAGAGACGGAGGAUCGAUACUGUGAUCAGCUGGCCCAAAUUCAAGACAAGAUAACAGGCCUAGAGGAUCAGCUGGGUCACCUCCGAAAUGACUUGGAAACCCAGUCACGAGAGUACAAGCUUCUGCUGGACAUCAGGAACAAGCUGGAGAAUGAGAUAGACAUGUACCGUACACUUCUAGAAGAAGAAGGGUAA